Molecule: messenger RNA, 4058 nt
Organism: Trichoplusia ni (cabbage looper)
Lineage: Eukaryota; Metazoa; Arthropoda; Insecta; Lepidoptera; Noctuidae
Exons: 7
Coding region: 834-1508 (224 amino acids)
Source: RefSeq, a predicted model, not a curated record
GACAUAAACAAAUAACUUAAUCAAACACGCGUGAUCCACAAAACUUAAAAAAAACUAGUUAUGUUCGACUAGUUCCAGUUUCUGUGCAAUCGUUUGGAAAGUCAUUAAAUACUCAAAUAUUUUGAACGGCGUCAUUGGCAUCGUUGUUGCUGCACAAUGUUUGGUGGGCAAACAGCACGCUUGUCAAUAUUAGCUGAAGCCGUGUCAACUCGGAAUGGGGACAAUAUCGCAAUUAAACCAGUUUUGAAAUUAUUUUAACGAUUUUUUAUGAUUUGAUGAGUAGGCCAUAGUAUUUUAGUCAUGUUCCUUUUCAACAUUUUGCCGUUUUUAUUUAUUCACGUGCUAAAAAAGGCUUAAAAUAAAUUGAGUGUUUGUCAAUAAGGUGUUGUUGUAUGAACAAGAUAAAAAAAUGUUUAUACAAUUAGAACAAGUUCAAUUUACCAUAAUAAUUCAAAACACUAACAAAUAUACGUAGUAGUUCGGUCGGUUGCGCAAGCGCACCUCGCCGCAGAGGAUGCAGGCUGCGCUCGAUAGCGAUCUAUAAAUUAGCGUAUCAUAGUGCGGUAUCCGCGCCUCGCUAUCUCUGACGUGUGCUUCCUACACAUUGUUUAACAUCAUAAUUACUCAUCGAUGUUAUUGUAUUAAAUUACUCUUUGACAAUUAAUACUAACCAACGUAGAUCAAGAUGGCUGCGCUCCUCAAACGCGACAGCUCGGGGCAAACGGUUCACGUUCCAGUCAACCGUGAGGCAGCUGGAGAGACGUCGCCUGGCUGAGAAGCUGUCCAAGGAGGCUGACCUUAAGGAGCAGCAGCGGAGGACCGAGCUGGAGGCCAUGAGGAGAGUUGAGGAAGAGUUCCAGCGCAAGCGCGCGAGAGAGAAGGCCAACAUCAGGCAGCAGCUGCGGCUGGUCAGCAGUGGAGCCGCCAGCAUGCCCUCACCCACACAACACAACAAGACACGCGAUGAACCGGACGGGUCGUGCCGCGAGUCGCCGGCGCCAGAGCGCAUGCGCGACGGCCGCCAGAGACACAGCAACGCUUCCUCUGAGAUCAGCGGAAGGAGCAAGAGUUCUACACCGGUCCGUAGCGUGGAGCUGUCGGAGUGGCGGCUGGCCAGCAGCGGCGCGCGCGUGUACCGCGACUGGGCGCCGGCGCACGCGCACCCGCCCGCCUGCGCGCGCAUGCCCAUCGCCACGCACCAUCACAACGGCAGCGGCGAGGCGGAGGCUUUCUCAGGCAGCCCCCGCUCCGACAACUACCGGCUGGAGUUCGCGCGCGGGCGCAGCGCGGGCUCGCCGCGCGCCGACACGCAGUCCCCGCGCACGCCGCGCGCGCCGCGCCUGCUGCCCGCCGCCAGGGAGCCCUCCUCCUCCGGGUCCGAACUGUCGCUGCGACAACCCAUCAAGAUCAGCGAACCUACGAUAGAAGAACCGGAAUCGGAAGAACCCGCCAUAGUGCCUACACUGCGUCCGGCAGGACCCGCACGAACCGCACUACUCACUCACUGAGUCACUCACACUCACUACGUCUACACUCAUUAGUCAACAACACUCACAGCCACAUGUACUUGUUGAGUCACUGAGACUGAGACGUUGGUCUCCCUGAGUUACUGACACACUUCAGAGAUUUUUUGACCAAGUCUUCAUCUUUUAAAACACAUUUUUACGUUACUUUAGUCAUAAGCAUUACAUUGUAUAUGAAUUGUAAUCUAUGUACACUUCUAUUUAUUUUAACUUGAUGUUUUAUUAAGAGUUUGUUACCUGUUUAAAUGUAUUAUUGGUUUUGUUAAUGUAUUAAAUACUCUGUGGAUCAGAACUGCUGUUCUUAAAAUGGUCGUUGUAUGUGCCAAUCGAAAAAAAUAUAAUACUUUAAGAACUUUAAAGGUUAAGAUCUAACACACAACAUAUUAUAGCUGAAAGUUUUUACAUUCCAUAUAACCUAAAAUAAAAUAAAAUAAAAGUAAUGAAUGAAACUAAAAGAAAUAUCAAAUUAAAGCUCUUCAUAAAUGAGUUUGGAACUUAUUAUAGCCGAAAGGCGGGUAAAUGGCCGGUGUUCAUGGGAAGCCACCGGAAUGGGAGUGUUGCCAGCAAUCUGUGUGUAAUCACGUCACGCGAACUGCCGCCGUAAGAUAUUCGGGUCGGCGACCAUGUAUUAUGGCGCUAUUUUUAUUUACCCUUUACAUUUCCCUCUGUCUUGACCUGGCUAGCUAGGUCAGUCCGUGAACAGUGUAAGACUGUUACUUCAUACCCACUUAAAUUCCUAUUUUUUUUCUGUUCAGACAUUUAUUCUUUUUUCUUCUUCACCUACUUACUCUUCUAUAACUUUCCAUAUCAGACAGAAACACACAUUAUUGCCUAUACCACCCUAAUUGACAAAAAUGACUUCCUUUGAAUAAACGGCCGUUUCAAACAUGUUAAAGGUUAAGAAAGCAAUGAAUACGAGUGCUAAUAAUUUUAAUCUUAAUAACAGACAAUUUGUUUUGGUGUUUAAAUAAAUGUGGACAAGCAAAUACUUGAAUGACUCACAACACUUUUGCCUUUGCUUAAACACCAGACUAAGUUGGCUAUAAGGAAAAAUAUUACUGUGAAGUAUCGACUCCGAGGAGUGCUUUAAUUCGCAUCUUUCAAACCUAGUAAUAGUUAGCAUAACUGUAUUCAAAAACCCUCUUUUUAGUAAAAGAAAAUUCAAGAUUACCUUUGUUGUUUAAAACAACAAAUAAAAUAAUCGUCCAAAAAUAAAAAAAAGCUCACAUUAUUUCGUAAACAACCGUUUGGAAAUUAUGCAAAAUUACAUUUGUCUCAUUGUUAUUACUACUUAAGAAUAUAGCUAUAGUUCCCGUAGUAUGGUCUUCCAUUAUAAGCUAAAUACUGAAGCUUUAACAUAGACUUAACUGUAGAUUAUGUAGUGGUGCUAUUUAACGUCAAUUUGUUAAAAAUAAUGUUAUUUUCUACAAUUUGGCGCUACGUAACUGUCAGGUGCUAAAUUGUUAUAAUAACUAUGUAUCUAUGUAGCAUAAAAUAUUUUGAUCAAACGAAAAAAAGGUCAUCGUAAGUUGUUCCAUUUUUUUUGGUAAAAUUAGGACGCUCAUCAAGUAUCCAUUUACUAGUUCGACAGCUGUUAUUCAGUCACUUUAAAGCUAGAAAUAAAAACUAAUUUCUAGCAUGUCAUCCAUUCCAACAUCUUCAUUGUGUCUGUUAAUAGACACUUCCUUCGUGAAACCCUUUGCAAGUAACAUUGGGAACGAUCAAUCAUUCCCACCGUUUCAUAUAGUUUGGGUAGAACCGAAUAGGCGCGGCGUGACCGGGUUAGCCGCGACUGGCCAACUAAUGAAUGGAUUCUGAUCGAUUGUCGCAACCUACAACUUUUAUGACGUGAGAAAUAAUAUUGGGCGAACAUCAAUAAAAGCUUUUUUUAAAAGCCUGACCGAAGGAUUGUUAUCAAGGUUAUAAAAACUUUUGAUAGUUUUUUUUUUGUCAAUUUCGUCGGAUUCAUUGUUUUAUCAAAUGCUACUAGAUACAUUGAAUUAACUCUUAUGUAUGUAGAAGAUAAGUAACCCAUAUACGUAUCUACUUAAAUAAAAUGUAAUCUAUUAGCAUCUUAUUUAUCAUACAAACCAAUAUACGUAAAUAUAAAAUUGUAAUAAUGUAAUAAGAUUAAAAUCAAAUAUUAUUUUUUAUUACGCAAGAAGUAUUUUAUAUUUAGGAAUUAAAUAAUAUAAAACGGCUCAAUUGUAUAUAACGUGUUGGAUAAGCGAUUCUAAUGCAUAUUAAUCUUGUAUAAUCUUUUUUCAAAGGUAAUUUAGGAUUGGCAACAUUUAUUGGAAUAUUUUAGGACAGUACAAGAUGUUAAAAUGGCUGCAUUAUUUAUUGAGCUAGCCAAUGACAAAAAAUGUCUGACUACAGAUUCCAAUACUUGUAGCGCCAUAGAAUAAAUCUUGUAACAUAAAUCUAUAGCGUAUGUAACUUCUGUAUAUAACAUUAAAUAAUGUGCGGAGCAUGUAUAUAAAGUAGAAUGUAAACGUUUACUCUACAAAUAAUAAAGAUUUGUAUAACAAUUUA